Molecule: messenger RNA, 3522 nt
Organism: Rotaria sp. Silwood2
Lineage: Eukaryota; Metazoa; Rotifera; Eurotatoria; Philodinida; Philodinidae
Source: the annotation of a GenBank genome assembly
GGAAACAGUUAAAUUUCACUCAAAAAACAAUUCACCAUGUCUAAAUAAAAAAGUAAGAGAACUUUUUAUUAAAUAGAUUCCCUAAAUCAAUUUGCGGCCUUUGAUAAUUUACAUUUAUUCUUAAAUUCAUAAGACUAAGGAUCAGUAGAUUCGUAUCCUGAUCAUGCCGGUAUACCGCCAAUUGUUUUGUUACUACCGGUAAAUACCGGCGGUGAACCGCCAGUAUACCGCCGGUCUUUUUUCCGGUUCGAAUCACAUGGGAUGUUUAUCAUAUUUUUGACUUUUGUACGGAAAAGCUUUUCUACAUAUUGAUAAUCGACAAUAGACUUUUGAAAAAAAAAACACAAUCAAGGCAUGAAAAAAGAAUUAUUUAUAUUUCAAUAACUCCUUAUUUAUCAAAAAAGCCACACCCUCCGUGAAUAAGUUAUUCUACGAAAAAUUGAAUCUUUUUGAAUUCAAGUAAGAAAAUUUUCCUUUUUUUGUAUUUAACAUUUAUUUCAAUAAUUUAUAAUAUAAAUAAGAUUUAAAAAAAAAGAAACUUUCAAAGUUGAAUUGCAUCUUUUUUGUAGAUAAGUGUUUAAAUGAAUAUUUCUAUUUGAGAUUUUCAAGAUAAGUAUUAGCUAUGGGCUCAUGUGCAAGUGUAAAGAAAGUUGAUAAAAAAAUUCAGGCUUCACCAGAAGACGACUACAGUGUAGUUCCCAGUAAAUAUUUAUCAUCUUCUAAUCAUUAGUUUUCUUUUAAUAAUAAUCAUUUUUCAGAAACACCACCACCAAAGCGCCAUGCAACAAAACCUAUAAGUAAAUAUUUUUUAUAUUCUAAUCAUUAUAUUAUUAAAUAAGAACUCUUUAGAUGGAGAAACAAUAGAUACAACCAGAUUAGACCGAAUUGUUCAAGCCGCAGACUUUUCAGUAAUCGUUAACGAAAACAUUCAAGUAAAAUAUGAUUUCUAUUUGACUUUCUUUCUUAUAAUAUCUACCGUCUUAAAAGAUAAAUCCAAAAUUAUUUAGAGAUUUGUUUUUCUUUCGUUUUGAUCGUACAUUUACAAAUCUAAGCGAUGAAAAAAUACGAAAAACAUAGCAUAAAUGUGAGCCGUGCCUGAGUAUCUAUGCCAUUCGUCAUGUAAUAUAAACAUACUUUCCUACAAUAAGGAAUUGAACAAUAAGAACUGUACGCCAACUCGAUCGUUUUGUGCUGGACUAUAGUUUUGAUGAUCAUUAACAUCAUGUAUGAAUUUUGUUUAGAAUCAUUCAGAGAAAUGAUUGUCUGUCAGAAAAAGUAGUAUCUCUAUCUAAUGAAGGAAUAUUCUUAAGUAGGACUCAUCAAUCGAACUGAUAUUUUGCUGAUAAGUCAGUCUCAUGGAUUUUUGAAUAUUCUGGAAAAUUUAACCCAAAAGAGUAUGUUCUUCUUCGAAUAUGGAAUAUUCAAAAUAAAACUUAUCUAUCAUAGGAAAAGGUAAGAAAACACAUUCUUUUUAACAAUGGAUAUAUGAAAAAGAAAAUAUGGUUUUGAGUUGAAAUUUUGAAGACAUUCAAGGUCUACGAGAUCUGCUUAUGGACAAUAUCUCACCUUCAAACUUCACGCUUCGAUUUCUUCUCAAAAAGCUUAAGAAGUACAACGCAUAGGGAUGUACCUUUAUAGACUUCUAUUGGUCUCAUCGGAGCCUAAUUAUGCUCAAAAUAUCAGUUCAAUUCGACAAUGUAAACUUAGGAACCUUCCAUCAUAAGUCUAGUUUGUUGUGUAGAACUCAAAUAUAUUUUCGAAGAAAAUAGCGAGUUUAAUUUUCAUGUUAAUGUUUUUUUGGUUUCUCACCUCUAUUACAGAUCAUAGCAACUGGGAACAAGAGGCGUUAGAUUCCUUUCUCAAAGCUUAUUAGCGAUAUGAAAAGGUACUGAACAUCAUUACGGGCAAGACGUCCACUGUUUAAGAAGGUUUCAAUGCUUUCGUUGAAAUUUGAAUAUCUGAGAUAAGUUUGUGAAUAUUCUGAGUAGUAUAGCUUGCUAUUUUUGCUCAGAUAAAAAUUUCUAUUCAAGAUAUCAGCAAUGAUGAAUAGUCAUGAAUUGAUUUCCUACUGUCGCUAUAUGAUCAACAUAAAAAAUGUGAAUUGAUCAACUUCUGACUUUGAAAGAUGAUCGAAAUAUAUAAGUAUGCGUUUGAGACACACUCUAGACAUAAUGAAUAUAUAGAAUACGAUUAUUUGUCGCUUGAAUCAAAUGUUACGAUGUGAAUAAUGUUUGAAUUAAUAAAAACACAAUGCGAAAAAGAAAAAUGACGAGCGCAUAGCAACACGAUAAACAAAACAAUACAUCACCUAUAAAAGACACGAAAAGAAUUCUGUUCGAAAUGUAACCAAUAAAUAGAAGAGUUCGUUUACACGAUGCUUCUUUAUCUUAGAAAAAACUCAAGUCUGCGAGAAAUUUUUCACUUGACGUGUUUUCGAUAAGUAUAAUUAGGCUAAAAAUUCUGUGAGCUCCAUAUUUCAUCACCUUUGAAGCUACAUAAGCAAGCUAUUAUUACUCUCACACUUGUCAAGUUCUAUUGACUUGAUUUGUUUCGAUUGUUAUUCAAUAACUUAAUCAAUUUUCUAUCAUAUUAGUUUUCUAAUUCUGUAAAAUAAACUAUUCUUGUUUAAUUAGUUUUUGGUCUAAUUUUGUCAAUUGAUUAAAUAAAGUCAAACAAUAUAGAACUAACUGUCCUUUUGUGUUAUAGUUUAAAUCGAGUACUAAACCUCCACCCAAAGAAAAGGAAUCAAUCAAAACAAAACUAGAACAGAAACAGCCACAAGAUAGCAAUUGGCAAGAAAAAUAUUUUAUUCAUGGAGACUCAUCAGAUCUUGUUGUUGAUGUUAAAAAUCAAGUUCAUGGUUGUAUUGCUUCUUCUGUUUCAGAAAAUAUUGAUAUAUAUUUAUCCAGUCUUCAUGAUAUUGCUUUGACAACUGAUAACAUUCUUCAUCAGCGUUUAUUGGCAAUAUCAUCUUUAGAAGAAAAAGUUAUUCAACAAAUUAUUCAAGAAAGACAGAAUCUUAUUGAUAAAAUACUAGUUAAGGGUCGUUCACAAAUGGAUCAAUCAGAAGAAUAUUAUCGAAAACUAAUAGAAGACUUUAUUGCUAAAUUACAAAUUGAAAUGUCAAAACAUUUAGAUUUAUUACAAAAACAAAUCGAAGCUGAAAAACAAAGGGUUUUUUCUCAUACAAAUAGUAACAUUCAAGAUUUAACAGUGAGAUCAGAAAAUGCUAAAAGACAAUUUCUUCAGAUAUUACAAGUUUUUGCUGAAUCGAAACGUCAAGAAGUAUUGGAUGAAAUAUCUAGUAUUUCUAAAGAUAAAACACUUCAACCUCUUGGUUAUGAACAAUUAAGAAGACUUAAUGUAGAAAUGUAUUCUACUGUAGGCAUGAAAAAAGAAGUACAAGGUUGUGAUAAUGUACCUGACAGAAAUAAACACAUCAAAGAUAUUAAUGAUGCGAAACCGAAUCAGCCUAUUAAAAGAACUGUUUAUAUUGGAACUGAUGGUGAUUCAACAUUAUGA